Glossina fuscipes is the source of this 909-nucleotide messenger RNA. RefSeq lists its product as uncharacterized. Gene Ontology annotation, cellular component: extracellular exosome; Golgi apparatus; plasma membrane. NCBI's taxonomy places the organism in Eukaryota, Metazoa, Arthropoda, Insecta, Diptera, Glossinidae. The coding region runs from base 1 to 909 and encodes 302 amino acids. The record is from RefSeq and is a predicted model, not a curated record. The transcript has a single exon. Gene Ontology annotation, molecular function: amyloid-beta binding. Gene Ontology annotation, biological process: negative regulation of amyloid precursor protein biosynthetic process.
AUGAUGAAGCAAACGCCAGAGGAGAAACGUGAAGAUAUCUUUUUACAUCGGCCUGGAUUUGGUAAAAGAGAAUAUAAAAAUACAACGAAGCAAGAGAAGUCGCGUAAAACAUCUCAACUCGAUAUGGAAUCGAUGGUGUUAAGCGGCUUAGAAUUGUCUGGUUUAAAAGUGAUGUUACUUUUCGUAAUUCCCAUUGCCAUGAUAUCAACGGCUAUCUUCGGAGCUUAUACAGCAUAUCGCAUAAAUAUGCUUGCCGAUCUUCACGUACACUAUCGCGCCUUAUGCAUUAUACCUUACGGACCGUUAGGUAAUAUCACAGAAACGCGUAUCUAUACCGACAAGGACUCCUCGAGUUUAUUCAAUGAUAAAAAUAUCGAAAAUUUUAAUGUCAAAGUUGAUCAUAACGUCUUUCGUGAAGAAAUCGAAAUGGAUAUAAGUGAUGAUGAGAGCUAUGCUAGCAUUGAUGUACACAGUUUUGACACGAUAAGGCGUGCACGCUUUAUACAUGACUUCAAAGCUAACCAAUCGGCCAUUAUUGAUCCAAUUUCGAAUCGGUGUUUCGUAAUGCCAUUGGAUCACGAAACAGUUAUGUCCCCAAAGAAUUUUGUGAAUUUUAUGACUAAUGCAGGCUCGAGCUAUUUAAAUACCAAUGUUGACCGAAUACAACGAACUCUGAUUGUGUUGACGCCGUAUCUCACAGACUUGUUGACUGUAUCUAAAUUUGUUGGCGAUGAGUGCGAUGACAUGAUAAUCUAUAAAACUGAAGUUCACACAGCAGGAGAUUUUCGAAAUAAAAUCGAAUUAAAAUCACCAGUCACUUAUGCUGAAUACUUAGGCAUAUGUAUUAUCGAAUUUAACGUUAUGAACAUGGACUAUAUAGAAGAGUAUGAACAUCUGCUAUGGCAUUGA